AUGGAAGCUCCCGUGGGAAUGAGCGAUCGCAGUGUACUGAUGUUUGAGUACCUGGUCGAAGUUGGGUUAAGGCCUCAGACCGUCUGGACGUGCAGUUGGACGGGCGGACAGUGUCAGACGGGCGGACAGUGUCAGACGGGCGGACAGUGUCAGACGGGCGGACAGUGUCAGACGGGCGGACAGUGUCAGACGGGCGGACAGUGUCAGACGGGCGGACAGUGUCAGACGGGCGGACAGUAUCAGACGGGCGGACAGUAUCAGACGGGCGGACAGUAUCAGACGGGCGGACAGUAUCAGACGGGCGGACAGUAUCAGACGGGCGGACAGUAUCAGCCGGGCGGACAGUAUCAGACGGGCGGACAAUACCAGCCGGGCGGCAGCACUGCUAAAUAUACUUCAGGUGGCAGCACUGCUAAAUAUACUUCAGGUGGCAGCACUGCUAAAUAUACUUCAGGUGGCAGCACUGCUAAAUAUACUUCAGGUGGCAGCACUGCUAAAUAUACUUCAGGUGGCAGCACUGCUAAAUAUACUUCAGGUGGCAGCACUGCUAAAUAUACUUCAGCAGCGCUAAAUAUACUUCAACGUGGCAGCAGCGCUAAAUAUACUUCACGUGGCAGCACUGCUAAAUAUACUUCACGUGGCAGGAGCGCUAAAUAUACUUCACGUGGCAGCAGCGCUAAAUAUACUUCACGUGGCAGCAGCGCUAAAUAUACUUCACGUGGCAGGAGCGCUAAAUAUACUUCACGUGGCAGCAGCGCUAAAUAUACUUCACGUGGCAGGAGCGCUAAAUAUACUUCACGUGGCAGCAGCGCUAAAUAUACUUCACGUGGCAGCACCGCUAAUAUACUUCACGUGGCAGCAGCGCUAAAUAUACUUCACGUGGCAGAAGCGCUAAAUAUACUUCACGUGGCAGCAGCGCUAAAUAUACUUGCCGCUAAAUAUAUCCACAACAG
Procambarus clarkii (red swamp crayfish) is the source of this 953-nucleotide messenger RNA. The record is from RefSeq and is a predicted model, not a curated record. NCBI's taxonomy places the organism in Eukaryota, Metazoa, Arthropoda, Malacostraca, Decapoda, Cambaridae.